Molecule: messenger RNA, 1245 nt
Organism: Lineus longissimus
Lineage: Eukaryota; Metazoa; Nemertea; Pilidiophora; Heteronemertea; Lineidae
Product: solute carrier family 35 member G1-like
Exons: 2
Coding region: 76-1143 (355 amino acids)
Cellular component (GO): membrane
Source: RefSeq, a predicted model, not a curated record
UUUUUAAUCAGUUUGUUAAGGGGCCACAGAUGAUGAAGGUCUGCAUGAUCAGAAAUAUCGCAGCGACACCAGAUUAUGAUUUGGAAGAUUUGCUUUGAUAUGAGGUGGAAGGAUAGACUGCAGAAUGUGAAGGGCGUUGCAGCUGGAGUCAUGUCCGCACUCUGCUGGGCCAUUGGUACAAUUCAACUGAAAUUCGUGCAGGAAGAUGCUUCUUUUCUCCAGUUCAUGACAAUCCGGUGCAUUUUCAUAACUUUUGUUUCUGUGCCAUUCUUAUUCGUAAGAAAGGAGCCAUUCUUUGUGAAUAACCAGUGGUUAUGGUUGUCCGCCAUAUUUGAUAUAACAGCAACGUUUUGUAUCAUUCUAUCCUUCGCCAACAUGGCCUACGCCGACGCCAGCGCCAUCUUUUUCUCUCAAUCAGUUUUUAUCGGAGUGUUCGGAUUCCUGUUUUUCAAGGAACGUUGUGGCGUUUUCGAGACAAUUAUAACGGCACUGACAGUUUUGGGGGUAAUUUUGGUCGUCCAACCGGCUUCCAUUGUUAAUUUGCUAAAUAUUUCAACACUGUUGAAAAAUAACACAGGGCCAACAACGUCUGGACACCAUGCCAACAGAGGUCACCACCAAAAUCUCGCGAUAUUCAGCAUUCCAAGAUGGCAGGCAUGCUUGAUUGCUGUUCUGGCAGCCAUCUUGUGCGCGCUUUCCGCUCUUUUUACACGAAAAUGUGUUAGUUCUGGUCAUGGACCCUUUACCCUACUCUUUCAGUUUAAAUCGUUUGGCAUGAUCUGUUAUUUCCUCAUACUUUACAUUGUCGGUGAUUUUGAUUUUCCCUACACUCUGUUGGACUGUGGAUAUUUAUUCGUGGCGGCAUUCGGUAAUUGGUUGGGAUACCUAAUCUACUUUUACGCUCUGAAGUGGGAAAAAGCAGCUGUUGUCUCAAUCUCAAGAACUACUGAAGUAGCAUUCGCCUACAUUUUGCAAAUCAUAUUUAUAUCAGCUGAUGUGAAUAUUGCCAGUAUUUCUGGAGCAGCGAUUAUAACAUGUUCAGCCUGUGCGUGCGGAUUACUAAGUCUUCGGCGAGAGGACGGAUCCGCUGCUGUAAAUGAUGGCCAAAAUGAGCCACUGUUUAAGGAGACCACGCACGAUUAAGGCCGAUGCUAAAUGGAGGAACAGGUUUCUUCCGUAAGACAUGCUUUUUCUCUUUUGGAAGCCUCAGAAAGAUCAGCAGAUCAUUUUAGGGUUACAUGUAUU